AUGAGAUUUUCAAAGAUAUUUAGUUUCUUCGCUUUUAUUCUUUCUAUUAAAUUAUUAAAUCGUUGCCAUUGUGACGUAGGAGAAGGCGGCGUAGUUGAUACAACAGUAAGUGGUCCAGGUUUUCAUAAUCCAAGUGGUACGUCAUCAGAAGAGAAUAUAUUGGCACAAGUUACUGAAGAUUUGGAAAGGAAGAGAGCAAAGGAGAAAAUAAUAUUCAUUACAUCAUUAGUUGCUGGAUUAUUAGCACUUGCAGGUACUGUAGUAGGAGUAGGAGUAUAUGCUUCUAAAAGAAACAAGGGUAACAAUCCGGAAGAUCCUCAAAAAAAAGAAGAGGAAAAAACUGAAGGGGGAGAAGAAGAACAUAAAUAA
This is a messenger RNA of Plasmodium relictum, 369 nucleotides long. RefSeq lists its product as hypothetical. The record is from RefSeq and is a predicted model, not a curated record. Bases 1 to 369 code for a protein of 122 amino acids. NCBI's taxonomy places the organism in Eukaryota, Apicomplexa, Aconoidasida, Haemosporida, Plasmodiidae. The transcript has a single exon.